Messenger RNA from Lecanosticta acicola, 1068 nucleotides. The record is from the annotation of a GenBank genome assembly. Lineage: Eukaryota; Fungi; Ascomycota; Dothideomycetes; Mycosphaerellales; Mycosphaerellaceae.
AUGAAUGUACCGAGCCAACUGGUAUGUUCGCCAGCCUACAACAAUAAUAGCCAUGGACGAAGCUCGGUGCCUCCGAAGUCGGCCACCAAUGUUGGCACGGUGCGUACUGCAGAGCUACUCGAGAGCUUCCCUGCUCCUCCUCAGCAGACGAAUGCGGAGGGCUGCGAUAAUGAGACCGUAAGGCCACCGCGGAGCCGGCCGGCGUGGUCCUUGUUCCCGAGUACGAACAGACGGAGUCCACUUCCAUGGCAAUUCGAUCCUGUCAGCAGGUUACGAAAGCGAUAUGCCAAUCAGAGUGUCGAUGGCUCAGCUGAUCGCAACGCCGACGAGAGUGCUGUCUCGGCCGGAUAUGUGCGAGGCGAGGCUCAGUCUCGAUACCGCCAUUCUGGAACGCCUUUGUAUGAUGCUGAACGGGCCAGUCUUUGCAGCUUCGAUCGUGAUCAGCAAGAGCGGCGAGGAGGAGGUGGCGAUGGGGCUCGAGCCUCUCUGGCCCUAGGCACCAGGGCCCUGCAACAUCGCGCGUCAGAAAACGACAGGGCCGUUUCCAACGGUGCACAUCGGUUCAGUUCGACCUCGAGACCCCCCACUUCACCACGGCAGAUUGUGGUUGAUGGAAACACCUUUACGCUUUGUACGCCAGACAAUACGCAACGUCAGCUGGAUCAUGAGGUCCAAAAGCCUCAGGUGUGUAGGCACAGGCAGGCGAAGCUGCAGAAGCGGACUGUGAGGUAUCCUGUAACAGGGCUAGACAGGCUUGCCAAUUCUGCUCUGUUCGAUGGCAGUGCUUCCUCGCCCACAGAACCAGGGAUUGCUACUGCGGACCACUGUACUCCAGCUCCCACGGAGGCACCAUCAUCAAGCAACCCACCACCAGCGCCGCCUCCUCCUGAGAUCACGCGACUCAGCCUGACACCCACCACAGCCCAGACCCUCGAUUCCGCGCCCAGCGGCACUACGUCUACGUCGACCAGCAAUCCCACCACCGAACCUAUGGCUCACGUGUCUCGUCAAAUCCCCCUCCGAACUGCCACUCUCCAGACCGCUACUACCAUGCCUGGACGCGCCUAG